AUGCGCGCCAUGCAACCUGACAUCCCAAUGACUGCCGAGCAGGUCCUGGAGAGUGUUGGACGAUAUAAAAUGAAGAGCAUCAAUGAUUUUACCCAUUUUGAAUCCACCUCCAAGAUAGACCCCUUGGACCAGUAUUCCUUCCCUGACGCUACGGAGGAACUGACCAAGGAUUGGCCCUGGGAUGAGGCUGAGAGACUUGUGAAAAGAUCUACAAGCUUGCAGAACAUGCUGGGCGCCCUAGAGACAAACACCAAAGUGAAGGACAUUGUGGAGGAUAGCAAACACUGGCCAGUGGACAAGGAUUUCGAAGAGGUCAUCGCUUGUCAAGAGAAUCCGACAUGGUCACCAAUCGCAUCCCUGGUGGCAAAGGACGAAAUCAAAUUUCCCCAUUUCAUUGUCCUCAUGAGCCACAACGAUACCGAAGGGAAUGAUAAUUUCUUGCUUCGCGAUUCUUGCCAUGAUGAUAACCCUGAUGAGGCACCCAUCAUUUGA
Molecule: messenger RNA, 492 nt
Organism: Aspergillus glaucus CBS 516.65
Lineage: Eukaryota; Fungi; Ascomycota; Eurotiomycetes; Eurotiales; Aspergillaceae
Exons: 2
Coding region: 1-492 (163 amino acids)
Source: RefSeq, a predicted model, not a curated record